UUUAGAAAAAAAAAAAAAAAACCAAAGCCUCAGAAAUUCCUUCUGCCUUCAGGUGCCAAAACAAAACAGAGAAAGCUUGUGGUUUAAGGCUGUAUUAGAGAGAGAGAGAGAGAGAGAGAGAGAGAGAGCUAUGGAUUUUGAGCUGAGGAGGGCGAGAGAGAAGCUGGAGAAGGAGCAGAAGGAGCGGAAGGAGAAGGCGAAGGCGAAAUUGGAUAGAGAAAGGAAGGCCAAGGCAGAGGCCAAGAAGCAAAGAGAAGCCAUUGAAGCUGCUCAGAGAUCCAGACGGCUCGAUGCAGCCGAGGCCCAACUCAAGGUUGAUCAACAAAUGCAAGAAAAUGUCCUUGCUGGGAGAGGAAUCAUAUUUUACCGUGUACUGGAAGGUGUACCUUAUCAGAGUGUUGGUGAUAAGAUCAAACUCCCUCCAUCCUGCUUCACUGAACUGUCUGAUCAAGGUGCUUUUGAUAAGGGACCCAUAUACUUCCAAUUAUCGGUAGUUCAUCAGGACGGUUUUGCAGAAAUGAAGGCCUCUGAUGAGGAAAAUUGUCGGACCACACAUUCAGGCGUUUUGGAGUUCACUGCAGAUGAAGGUUCUGUUGCACUUCCUCCUCAUGUAUGGCAUAAUUUAUUCCCAGGAGAAAGUCCUAAAACUCUGUUGAUCGAGGUCCGUUAUGUAUGGCUACCAAAAGGAACUUAUGCAAAGCUUCAACCAGAGAGGAUGGGCUUUUUAGAUUUACCAAAUCACAAGGCUAUCCUUGAAACAAGCCUUCGCCAGCAUGCUACCCUUUCUCAAGGUGACAUAUUGACAGUCAAUUAUGGGGAGCUAGCAUAUAAGCUACAGGUCCUUGAGUUAAAACCCUCAUCAAGCGUAUCUGUUCUAGAAACGGAUGUUGAGGUGGAUAUAGUUGGUCCUGAAUCAGCUUCUGAGAGGACAGAUGAGCAUGUCCUUAACCCUCUAGUGCUUGGAAAGUUGGAAUCUGGAAAGGUUGAUGAAGGCAAUUAUAUAUACUACAAGUUCUCGAUAGACAACGAUGCGUGGGAGAAAAUUGAUACAGGGGAUGCCAUGGUUGAGGUAAAAAUAGAAGGAGAAGCAGAUGGAGGUGAUACUGAUCUUUACAUUUCCAGGCAUCCUCUCAUAUUCCCAACCCGACACCAGCAUGAAUGGUCUUCCCAUGAUAUCGGUUCGAAGGCUUUGAUCCUUACCUCUAAAGGUAAGAGCUUGGGAGCAGGUACUUAUAGUAUUGGUGUAUAUGGCUUCAAAGGAACAAGUAAGUACCAAAUUUCUGUGAGUGUUCAGGAUGACAGCAAGCGUAAGGUGGGUCAACGGGCUGCAUCUUCCUCAUCGCCUAUGGAGAUGGAUGCUGUAGAGUGUAGGAAUUGCAAGCAUUACAUACCCAGCCGGAGUAUUGCACUGCAUGAAGCCUAUUGUAGCAGGCACAACGUUGUUUGUCUGCAUGCUGGGUGUGGCGUUGUUCUUAGGGUUGAGGAGGCCAAAAACCAUAUGCACUGUGACAAAUGUGGGCAAGCUUCUCAUCGGGGAGAGAUGGAGAAGCAUAUGAAAGUGUUCCAUGAGCCACUCCACUGCUCAUGUGGGAUAGUCCUUGAGAAAGAAGAGAUGGUGCAACACCAAGCUUCAGUUUGCCCGCUACGCCUGAUCGCGUGUCGGUUUUGUGGAGACAUGGUUCAAGCCGGAAGUUCUCCGAUGGAUGUUCGGGACAGAUUAAGAGGAUUAUCUGAGCAUGAGAGCCUUUGUGGGUCAAGGACUGCCCCAUGUGAUUCAUGUGGGCGUGCAGUCAUGUUGAAGGAAAUGGAUAUCCACCUGAUUGCUGUUCAUCAAAAGAGCUAAAGCCAAAUGCAACUUCCCUGUAUUUAUACAUGUAGUCAUGUAGAUAGGGCCAGUUUGCAUGGAUAUAUGUCCAUGUUACCAACAGGAGAGCUCUGGCCGAAAAAGGAAAAGGACUAAAUUUGCAUGUAAAAAGGAGGGGAGGGGUUAAAUCUGCAUGUAUUGUGCAGCUUGUAAUAACAUAUCUGGGUGAUUGAGUAUUUGUGCAUGUGAAUAAUGCAUCAUUAAUGUAUUUUCUGAUAAAUAUUUAAAAGAAAUUCCAAUCUAGAAUAAGGAACAUGCUUCUUUGUUUCUUCUCACUUUA
Messenger RNA from Corylus avellana, 2144 nucleotides. RefSeq names its product Ubiquitin fusion degradation UFD1 family protein. Gene Ontology annotation, cellular component: VCP-NPL4-UFD1 AAA ATPase complex. Lineage: Eukaryota; Viridiplantae; Streptophyta; Magnoliopsida; Fagales; Betulaceae. Gene Ontology annotation, biological process: ERAD pathway; ubiquitin-dependent protein catabolic process. The record is from RefSeq and is a predicted model, not a curated record. Gene Ontology annotation, molecular function: polyubiquitin modification-dependent protein binding.